Molecule: messenger RNA, 1589 nt
Organism: Manis pentadactyla (Chinese pangolin)
Lineage: Eukaryota; Metazoa; Chordata; Mammalia; Pholidota; Manidae
Product: olfactory receptor 6C2-like
Exons: 1
Coding region: 654-1589 (311 amino acids)
Biological process (GO): G protein-coupled receptor signaling pathway
Cellular component (GO): membrane
Molecular function (GO): G protein-coupled receptor activity; olfactory receptor activity
Source: RefSeq, a predicted model, not a curated record
UAUCUAUCAAGUGUCCAUCUGCAUAUCUACCUAUUCUUUUUAUCUCAAUUAUCAAUGGUACAAAUUCAACUUAAAAAUAUCUCCCUCUCUUUCAACACUGGUGUCAUCUAUUCACCAACUAUCAACCACUUAAACCCAUUUGUUAAUGUCUCUCCCCAUUUUUGCUACCUGGGGGAGCUACCUGGGAGAUGCUAUCUGAACAGCUAAAUUCCUUCUUGAGAUGAUCAGAGACUGGCUUCAUAAAAUUAGAAAAAUUGUAUCUGUACAGUCCUCAUUAUUUCCUUAAUGCUAUUGUGAGCAUUUUAUGUUAAAACCUCACAAUAACUCUACGACGUAAUAUUAUAAUUAACUCCUUCAUACAGAGGAAACUGGGAGCACAGAUUGGUUAAAUGACUUGCCGAAGGUUACCCAGCUACAAGAUGACAGAGAAAUGAUUGUGAACCCAGAGAAACUGUCUCCAUCUUCCCUGUGGUCUAUUCAGUGGAGUUCAGGGUAUCACCUCAUGAAAAAUGAAUUGUUGGGUUAUAGAAGGAAAUGCGUAUGACUGGUCUAAUUGUAAUUUAUAGUCUCUAUUUGAUCUAUCAUGUUUGACAUUGCUCCUCAGAUCCAAUUUCUGUGAGUUUUAUGUAAGACUGGCAAAAGACGAGUCAGUGAUGAGAAACCAUUCAACGAUCACCGCGUUCAUCAUACAGGGGUUGACAAAUGACCUACGGCUGGAGAUUUUCAUUUUCAUAUUUAUGCUUACCACAUAUAUGUUAAGUAUAAUUGGGAAUCUGACCAUAAUUUCACUCAUUUCGGUGGAUUCUCAUUUAAAAACAGCUAUGUAUUUUUUUCUUCAAAAUUUCUCUUUCUUAGAAAUCUCAUUCACAACGGCCUGUAUCCCCACAUACCUGUACAGCAUAUCAAGUGGGAACAAAGCCAUUAGCAUCAAAGCCUGCUUCAGUCAAAUUUUUUUUAUGGUCCUCUUUGGAGCUACGGAAUUUUUUCUGUUGGCUGUGAUGUCCUAUGACCGCUAUGUGGCCAUCUGCAAACCCCUGCAUUACGUGACCAUCAUGAACAGCAGAGUCUGCAGGAACCUCAUCCUCUGUUGCUGGACAUCUGGUUUAUUGAUCAUCCUUCCACCCCUUGGUCUGAGCCUUAAUCUGGAAUUCUGUGAGUCUCUUAUUGACCAUUUUGUCUGUGAUGCUUCUCCAAUACUGAAGAAUUCCUGCUCAGAUACAUGGUUCAUAGAGCAGCUGGUUAUAUUCUGUGCUGUGUUGACCUUCAUAAUGACCCUUGUGUGUGUGGUUUUGUCCUACAUAUACAUUAUUAGGACAAUUCUUAGAUUACCCUCUGCCCAGCAAAGGAAAAAAGCCUUUUCCACCUGUUCUUCCCACAUGAUCGUGGUUUCCAUCACCUAUGGCAGCUGCAUUUUUAUGUAUAUCAAGCCUUCAGCAAAGGAUGAAGUGGCCAUUAAUAAGGCAGUUUCUCUGCUUACUGUGUCUGUUGCCCCUUUGUUGAACCCCUUCAUUUAUACCCUGAGAAAUAAACAAGUAAGGCAAUCUUUCCACAAUACUUUCAAAAGAUUAGUAUUUCAUUCAAAGAAGUAG